UUUUUGUUUCUUAAAUAUUUUUUAUUAAAAUUUCUUGAUUAUACAAAAUAUGAAGAAACAUUUUUAAUAAUAUUCAUGAUUUUGAAAUGUUGAAGAUAUAUCAGUUUAAAAAUAUUUGAAAGAAAAGAGAAGAAUUUCAAAAUUUUACUAAUAAUAAUUUACACAUGCAUUGCACUGUACAGAUUAUUAGAAUUAUAUUAUGUAAUUUCAUGGAGUAUCUUCACAUUUUUUGGCAUAAACUGCAUGUAAAUGUUCUUGUAAUUCUGUAUUUUCUGUAGCCAUACAUAACGUAUGAUGCAGACAAUCUCCAACAAGUUCAAAUUUCCUUUGAAGCUGUUCAAAUAAUGAUUAAUUGAAUGUGGAUGAGCUUUUAUUAAAUUACUUUUUUAUAAAUAAUUAUACUUCAAGUACUAUAGGUCGUUUUGUUCCUUCUAUUGGCCUUGCUAUUUGAGUACUUUUCAAUUUAAUGACUUUAUCCUUAAAUACUCCUUCUUCUAUUGUUGUCACACCAAAAUUAUGAGACAAUAACAUAUAAAUUUUAUUUGUGUCUGGUAUUAUUUUCAAAAAUCCAACUUCAUAAUGCAAUGGUGUUUUUUCAUCAGCCCUCCAACUUCUCGCAGAGUAAUUGAACAUUGGUUGACCAAUAGAAGAAAAAGACAUUUCUUCACAAUAUUUGAAAGUCUCGAUUGUUGAAAAUUUACCAAUCCCAGGAUCUUUAGUUCUCCAUAUUCCUUUUAACCAACUUAUUGGUUUGAGCACUUCGUUCAUUGGUAACAUCUUCAUGUCUGACAAUAUCGAAAAUGAUUGUGUUUCACGUAACUGUAUAUGAUAAACUAUGAGGUUGUACGACAUUUAUAAUUAUCACUCGUACUGUUUACACUUUUAAUGUAUAUAGAAUCUGCUACUUUCUUCGCGAUUUAAAUUUUUCCUGAAUUAUUGUAACAAUAGUUGUUAAUUUUCAUAUUGUAUUGUACGUCGGGAUAACCUUCAAAUUGAAUUACACUUCAAAAUUUAAGCAGACAAACUAAAGUAAUUAAGUACUGUAGAGAUGCAUUAAAUAUUAACAAAUUUUUGAGUAGAGGUAAAUAUUUUUUAAAAAAAGCCGCGGUUUCUACAUAAUAAAAUGGCGACUGCCAUUAACAAAUUCGAGUAAAUUAUAUGGUAUAUAGUUGUGUUGUUUAUAGUUAGUAGUUUUUUUUUAAUAAUUACGCGAUAAUUCAAUUAUUUUUUCUAAUUUACAGCAUAUUAAUCAUGGCAGUCUCAAUCAAUGAAAUUUGUGAAAAUACUAAACUGGCUCGUGAAAUGGCUUUGACUGGGAAUUAUGAUACAUCUGGAGUUUAUUACCAAGGCGUUGUCCAACAAAUUCAUCGGUUACUUGCAAGCAUUGCAGACGCUACACGAAAAGCUAAAUGGCAGCUUGUACAACAUCAAAUUGUCCAAGAAUUUGAGAAAGUAAAAGCAACUUCAAAUACUUUGCAACUUUUUAAAGUUGAUACGCAUGGAGAAAGAUUAUUAGGUACUUCGUGCUUGUCAUUUGAAGAACCUACAAGAGAUCCAACUUUAUGGACGUAUAAUAAUUCAGAUAGUUCAUGGAAUCAAAUGCCAGCAAGAGAUCCAGAUGUAUGGCCGCCUUUAACACCUGCUGAACAGAAAAACGUUCGGCCAUUAAAAAAUCAACCAAAACAACAAAAUCGAAUAAGUGUACGAAGAUCUGUAACUACUGGGAAAAGACCAGAUGCCAAAAUUGCCAAAAAGGAUGAUAGAAAAACAUCGAGAAAAGAUGACGUAAACAAAAAAGAGAUAUUGUUCAAAAAAAUCCAAAUAUUCAUUGGGAUGAUAUAGCUGACCUACAUGAAGCAAAACGAUUGUUAGAGGAAGCUGUUGUUCUUCCAAUGUGGAUGCCAGAUUUUUUUAAAGGAAUUCGUCGUCCUUGGAAAGGUGUACUUAUGGUUGGUCCACCAGGAACUGGAAAAACAAUGCUAGCAAAAGCAGUAGCCACUGAAUGUGGAACAACAUUUUUUAAUGUAUCAUCUUCCACAUUAACUUCGAAGUAUAGAGGAGAAUCAGAAAAACUUGUUCGUCUUCUUUUUGAAAUGGCCAGAUUUUAUGCACCUAGCACGAUCUUCAUUGAUGAAAUUGAUUCUCUAUGCUCUAGAAGAGGCUCUGAGUCUGAACAUGAAGCCUCACGACGAGUAAAAUCAGAACUUUUAGUCCAAAUGGAUGGUAUAAGUUCUAAUAGCGAAGAUCCAAGUAAAGUUGUAAUGGUAUUAGCAGCAACAAACUUCCCGUGGGAUAUUGAUGAAGCUCUUCGAAGACGGUUAGAGAAACGUAUUUAUAUUCCAUUACCAAAUCAUGAAGGUAGAGAAGCGCUGUUGAAAAUUAACCUGCGCGAAGUAAAAGUGGAUUUAUCUGUAAAUUUAGCGGAUAUUGCAAGAAAAUUAGAAGGUUAUUCUGGAGCGGACAUUACAAAUGUUUGCAGAGAUGCGUCUAUGAUGUCAAUGCGGAAAAAAAUAGCAGGUUUAAAACCUGAUCAAAUUAGACAAUUACCGAAAGAAGAACUGGAUUUACCCGUAUCUGCUGCGGAUUUUGAUGAAGCUGUUGAAAGAUGUAAUAAGAGCGUUUCUCAAGAAGAUUUAGAAAAAUAUGAAAAAUGGAUGAGUGAAUUUGGCUCAUCUUGAUAUCAUUCUACUCAAAAGAUAUAAUUUCGCAAAAGGUUGCUUAUUUAGGUGAAGAUUGUUUAAAUUUUUUAUUUAUAAUUAUUAAUAAGCAGUAAUCGCAACAUAUUUAUCAAUACUGUAUUAAUCAUAUUUAUCAUCUGUAUUGAUCAGCUUUUUGAUCAUUUUCUAAAAAUUAUACGAUUUUAUAAUAUAUUAUCCGAAGAAAAUUGCGUAAAUUAUAUAAUACUAUAAAAUAAUUCUUUUAUGAAAUAAUGCAAUUUAAUAUUGUGUUAUUAUUAAUUGAAUUAUAAAACUAAAAUAGAAAAGAUAACAUUAAAGUGCUUUUAUA
Heterotrigona itama is the source of this 3006-nucleotide messenger RNA. The record is from the annotation of a GenBank genome assembly. Lineage: Eukaryota; Metazoa; Arthropoda; Insecta; Hymenoptera; Apidae.